AUGGGUCCAAAAGCGAAGGGGAAGAGUAAGCAAAUUGCCAGCGAUUCAAUCAGGAGCAGCAGGAUCAUUUCAAGUAGCAACAAUGCAGUGGUUCCAUACUUGGGGGCGAGAGACCUGAUCGGCCGCCAAGCAUAUGGAGUGGAUUCCUAUGCGUUUGAUAUUGGGCAUGGCCUGGAUUUCCAGGACUAUGGUACUCUACUUCGCCAUGCCGUUGCGCAAGGAGACGUGGCUGUAGAUAACCAAGCUUACUUGUAUGACUACCAGAACAAUCUGCAGCAAGAGCUGGCAAUCCACGAACAAGCUGUUGGAGCGCAAGAAAUGGCUCACCAUACUCAAUCGCUAGCUGCUGAAGCUCAAGGCGCCUUCCAUGAAGGACGCACUAGGAAUAAUGCGCGACAGGCGUUACUUUUUGAACAGUAUAAAAAUAAGUUCAUUCAAGAACAACUGGAAAGCCAUAAUAGAGCGAAGAACAUUUGGGCAUCUGGGCGAGAGCAGAGGGAGGCCGAACGCGAGCUUGCUGAAGAGCGUCAGAAAGAGGCCCAGGAGCGACAGAGAAUUAUCGAUGAAGGGCGUCAUGUGGCACAGCAAGCAAGAGCUCAAAAAGCCAUUUCGAAGGCCCGUGAAGAGCGAAAGGCAAUCAAAGAGCGAAGAAAAGAGUUCUCCGCAAUUGCAGAUCAGGUGAAGAAGGAAGGGGCCACGCUGGCCCUCGAAAAUGCCAUCAAGGAGACGAUGAAGGCGAAAAAGGCCGCAAAGAAGACACGGAACCAUCAAACGCUGAAAAUUGCUGACUCAAGUGACCUUGUCAGUUCGUUUAUGAGCGGCAGCAACCCGGAGGCGACCCUGCCUACUUCGCAUGCUCACGAUAUGCCCAUACAUCAGGGCACGUUACCCCCGAACCUGACUCCAGCGAUCGUACAGCUUCCGACACGGCGCCUUACAAAUGUUGGUCAAACUCAAUCACAGCAGAUGCCUAGGAAUCAACCCGCAACUCAGCGCAUGCUGCCCGCUCCUGAUCCUCAAACACCUGCGUAUCCAUGGCUCGUUGACCAGAUGGGAGCGAUGAACCUCGGCCCUGGGGCUAGCGUUCCCACGCAUGUUUUCACGGGUGCUCCGCAGAUGCAGCAAUCAAUACCAGGAAUGUCGGAUGAAGGAUCUGACGAGGAUGAAGAGGAAGAGUAGCGAGGCUAGCGGGUGGCGAGCGAUAUGAGAGAACAAUGC
Messenger RNA from Verruconis gallopava, 1218 nucleotides. RefSeq lists its product as uncharacterized. The record is from RefSeq and is a predicted model, not a curated record. The coding region runs from base 1 to 1179 and encodes 392 amino acids. Lineage: Eukaryota; Fungi; Ascomycota; Dothideomycetes; Venturiales; Sympoventuriaceae. The transcript is spliced from 3 exons.